Molecule: messenger RNA, 895 nt
Organism: Hippocampus comes (tiger tail seahorse)
Lineage: Eukaryota; Metazoa; Chordata; Actinopteri; Syngnathiformes; Syngnathidae
Gene: lipt2
Product: lipoyl(octanoyl) transferase 2
Exons: 5
Coding region: 25-711 (228 amino acids)
Biological process (GO): protein lipoylation
Molecular function (GO): lipoyl(octanoyl) transferase activity
Source: RefSeq, a predicted model, not a curated record
UCCGCCGUACUUUGCUUUACGGCCAUGCCGACGCAGGGGCCCCGCCCGCUGGUGGAGGUGGUGCGCCUGGGCCUGCUGCCCUACCGGGAAGCCCUGCGCGUCCAGGAGACCUACGUCCAGCGGUGCCGGGCGGGCGCCGGCGCGUCCCACGCCCUGCUGCUGUGCCAGCACCCGCCCGUCUACACCACCGGCAUCCGGCAGAAGGGGCGCCCCCCCGCCGAGCUGGAGCGCCUGCGCCUGCUGGGGGCGGAGGUCCACAACGCCGACCGAGGAGGGCUGAUCACCUUCCACGGCCCCGGACAGCUGCUUUGCUACCCGGUGCUGCACCUGGCCGCUUUCAAGAAGAGCGUCCGCUGGUACGUGUCGCAGCUGGAGCAGACGGCCAUUUCGGCGUGCGCCGGCCUGGGCGUGGAGGCGUCGGCGUCCCCUCACACCGGCGUUUGGGUCGGAGACAACAAGAUCUGCGCCAUCGGCAUCCGCUGCUCCCGCUACGUGACGUCGCACGGCCUGGCCCUGAACUGCGACACCGACUUGGCGUGGUUCGGCCACAUCGUCCCGUGCGGCCUGGAGGGCAAAGGCGCGACCUCGCUGAGCGCCGAGCGGGGUCGCCGCGUGGCCGUGGACGAGGCCGUCCCGCACGUGCUGCGCGCCUUCGCCCGNNNCUUCCGCUGCCGGCUGCUCGGCGACGGCCUCUCGGCGGCCCGCGUCUGAAGCCCGAGGCGGAGCCGGAGGGCGCCCGGCGCCGUCGCGUCGGGCAAUUGCGACUGGUCAAAGGCCCCUUUUCUCGGGCGCUCGUCUCCAUCGGGGUCACGGCGCGUCGCUCAACGGCGGACCGGUGGCCGGUCACCGUCAGGGCUCAGGGAGACAAACGAGCGACCGGUCACGAGUUCACGCC